AUUUCUCUCUUUCUCUUUCUUUCUCCCCUCGUCAGAAUUAAAUACAAAAUGCAGAUAUUUGUAUCUCAUAUAUAGUCAUAAAUAUGAAUUUUAAAUACGAUGCACACGUCCCCGACUAUUCUCGCAAUUGGUGCAACUUGAUACGUAAGUACUUCAUUACUGUUCACUACGCCGAGUUCGCGGUGUGCAUGCAGAUCGCAGCGCAGCAGAGAUCGCACUCGCUGAGGCGAUCGCGGAUGUUGCGAACGCGGCGAGGUUGGUAGCGCCGAUUGGCUAGGCGUGACGCUAGGCGCGGAACGCGACGAACCGGACCGAGCCGAACAUGGUGCGAGGCGAAACGUGAGGCUGCUCACUACUCCGCGUUGUCUAACGGAUAUCGAUUGGUCCCGGCGUGGGCACCGCGCGCGUCAUGCGGCGAUCAUGAACGGCGUGCCCCCGCGCGACGACGACGACGACGACGACGAGGCCCGGAUCGCGAACUCGCCGCGGCCGAUUUAGCGUCGAGAUUGCUAAUUGCUUUACAACUUGUCAUUGCUGUUUUUUAUUCAUAAUGGACCAUGCGCAAAGUACAAGCGAAUAUACAAGUAUGGAGUUUGUAAGGCAGUUGUACAUUGCCUAUAAUACUUUUUCUCAGGGGGUAACAUGGAAAUAUCAAAAAUUCUGGCUACUAUAGACUUUCCAGUGUACAACUGAAGCAAACGAAAUCUGAAAUGGACUCCCCGCCAUCAUGUUCACUGAGUGCUGGGCCUCUCAGUGAUCUUGGUAGCAGUGGCCUGGGGGGUUCAAUAUCCAGCGAUUCUGUUAGAGCACAUCUUGCGAUGGAGAUGCAGGAGAGUGAUAUAGAGAGCAAAUCUCUAUCGCAAGAUUCUUUUGAUUAUUCGGAUGGCAUGUGUGGCGAAAAUUUUAACACCCUGAAGAAGGGUCCAGGCUGGGGUGACACGGACGGCAAGUUGGAGGUCGAUGUGGCGAUCAAGCCACCACCAGAGUUUCAGGAUAGUCCGUCACCACCAGACUCGGAGUCUUUGUCGAUGCCGAUUCUGAAUUAUGCACGGUUAAUGCAUAGACGCAGAACACCGCGAUGGAUCGACGAUUAUGCCGAAAAUCUAGUGCAAUCGGUGAUAGAGGAAGCAUUAGCAAUUUCUUGUCGCAUCUCUUGGCCAGAGGGUAGGAUCGCGCCUGUUACAAAUCCAGUUCCAGUCGUGACUCGAUCCCAACAGAUCAAUCUUAAACGCAUGUGGGAUCUAAUGACGCCACCAGUAUGCCAGGGAGCUGCUACCAUCACUAUUACUCCGUAUAAUACACUGAACCGGCCAAAUUCACGCUGCUCUCUGGCUUCCUCGCGGCUAUCCAGUUCACACAAUUCCAUCAAUACUACUGGGCUUGGGCAUAAGGCUGAUGAUAGCAGCUUCAUCACAUCCGCGAUGUCGCAUGAUGUGUUAACUACAAGUGAGAUUAGCGACAUGUACAAUGUACCCUUUGAUUCGGACAUUUACACAGUGCCAAUCGACGUGGUGCGACCGCUGCAUGAUUUGCGAACGCCACAGAGACCCAAACGACAUCGACAUCAUCGCAAGAGACGGCGAAACGUUUCCGCGAGUUCGCAGAGCGAGUUGGAAGCACACAUCCAGCAAGCACGUCAUUAUUGUGGCAAGUCUCGCGCCAUCACGCAUGUUAUUAAAUCGCAGCGCCUGUUGGCUGAUGUGUGCUGCAACGAGGGCAAUCCUACUGUCGGUGGCGGCAGUGGUGGUAUUGGUGUUGGCAGUGGCAAUAGCGGCGGCAGCGGAGGUGGAGGUAGUGGUGGCGGUAAAAGACACAGCGUGCCAGGCACUUCCGGUCGUCAUAAUGUCAAAGCAUCAAAUGGACAUGCACACAAUAUCGGUGAGCCGAUCCACAUGACACUACACGAGGUGCGACAGUACCUGCAAACGUUGUACUCGAGCUCUAGCGAUUCUAGUGAAAACAAGAUCAAACGAGACAAGGCUCCUCUACUAGGCCAUACGCCGGUACAUCUCGCAGCAACACCCAAGCCCCUCAGUGUAAAUAAUAAUAAUAGGUAUAACAGUAAUGCGCACACGGACUCGUCCACGGAUACACCGGUGUUCAAUAAGAGUACUAGCAACGGCCUGAUGAUCCACCACCAUAAUAAUAAUAAUAAUAAUAAUAAUAAUAAUAAUAACAAUAAUUCUAAUAAUGCAAAGAAGCAUAAAAGAAACGCAUUCGUUGGCAUUAGGCACAAGAAAGUGCGUGACGAAUCGCAUAAGGAGAAGAGUGAAUCUGAAAGGGAAAAGAUAAAAAAAAGUCAGCGUAACUUCUCACUAAAUCUCAAGCAGACGCUCUGUAAUAUCUUCCGAUUUCGACGACUAGGCUCUCCGGACCACUUUGUAGAAAAACGAAAUAGCAUCGUGCAGGGUGAAAUUGUUGAGGAAGAAGAAGGUGUUGACUCUGACCAGCAUGCAAACAACAAUAACACCGCUCCGUCUGAGGUAGAGCCGUCCGCACAAAAGUUGCCAUUUUUCAAGCGCGCUCUGCCACCUUUGCCUAAGAGUAACAGUCAAGUCGGUGUGGAGCAGGCAGAGGAGGCCCUUACAGCGAUGGCACCCAAGUGCGAAUCUCCGAGUUCGGCACAGCAGCAAGUUCCAUCGAUCAGACCAGAAGCCGUGCGACCAGAAGAGGAUACUGCGGAGGAUACAAGCAUGGAUUUCGCAGCCAGUAUCGAGAAAGUGAAGGAUUACGGAUGGUAUUGGGGACCUAUAUCGGGUGAAGCGGCGGAGAAAAUACUAUCCAAUGAGCCAGAUGGCUCUUUUAUUGUGCGAGAUAGUAGCGACGAUCAUUACAUCUUUUCCUUGUCGUUCAGACUCAACAGCUGUGUACGACAUGUAAGGAUAGAACACGAUCAGGGUAAUUUUAGCUUCGGCAGCUGCACAAAAUUCAAAUCGCAUACUAUUGUUGACUUUAUUGAGAACGCAGUCGAACAUUCGCGCAGCGGUCGUUAUCUCUUCUUCUUGCAUCGGCGACCGGUCCUGGGCCCGAUGCGAGUACAGCUGCUCCAUCCAGUAUCGCGCUUUAAACAGGUACAGAGCCUGCAGCACACGUGCAGGUUCGUCAUCCUGAAGAUGGUGCGCAGGGACUUGAUCCCGACUUUACCAUUACCCCGCCGGCUCAUCGACUAUCUCAGCACGCCCCAUUAUUACAGCGAACAGUUGGCUGCCGAACAGGAUGACCGAGCCGAAUCACCAGUCAGUUCGUCGACCGGCGAACUGGAAAAGAUCUGUUUCACGCCACAGGGUCUCUCGUGAGGUACAACUGUGUGACUUUUUCCUCCUCCUUCGCUCCGCUCUCUGUGCAAAGAGAUACUUGCGCUGAAUGCCGCCUUCGGCGUUAAUGCAAAUUUAAUUCAGUUUAAUUAAAUAUCCACAAUAUGUAAAAAUUGUCGCCGUUUGAUUCUGCCGACGAGCAAAAA
Molecule: messenger RNA, 3460 nt
Organism: Pogonomyrmex barbatus (red harvester ant)
Lineage: Eukaryota; Metazoa; Arthropoda; Insecta; Hymenoptera; Formicidae
Biological process (GO): phosphatidylinositol phosphate biosynthetic process; intracellular signal transduction
Cellular component (GO): phosphatidylinositol 3-kinase complex
Molecular function (GO): 1-phosphatidylinositol-3-kinase regulator activity
Source: RefSeq, a predicted model, not a curated record